CAAAAGUGUUGUCUUUGUCUUCACUGUGGCGAGAGAAACUUAAUUAUUACUAGAUUCAUCUUUCUGAAGUCAAAUCAUAUUACGCCUCAAACAUAGGCACCUACCUAGCCUACCUUAUAUCAGGCAACUACCACCUCAUCCAUCUCCCGGACCAUUCUAGACCUGUGACCUGUGACCUGUGCAUUAACACUUACACCACAUCACCAAGGCCCUCCUCUCGUCAUGGCCGACACGCAUCAAUUCAAUGUAGAUAAGCUCUUCGGAGUCAAAGACUACGUAGCUGUAAUAACGGGCGGCGGAACCGGGAUAGGGCUGAUGGCCGCGCAAGCGCUGUCCGCGAACGGGGCGAAGGUGUAUAUCACGGGGCGGCGGAAGGAGGUGCUCGAGAACUCGGCGAAGAAGCACCAGCCGGCGCAAGGGGGCGGGCAGAUCAUCCCGAUCGGCCCGUGCGACGUGACCAGCAAGGCGGACCUGGAGAAGCUGGUCACGGACGUGGGAAAGCGCGAGAAGUACAUCCACCUGCUAAUAUGCAAUGCGGGGGUAUCGGGCCCCAAGGCCGAGCCCGAGGACGCUGAGGCCGAGGACCUCAAGGCCAGGCUCUGGAACAAUGAGGACCCGAGAGACUGGCAGGACAACUUCAACACCAACGUCACCGCCGUCUACUUCACCACCGUGGCCUUCCUUCCGCUCUUGCAGGCGGGCAUUCGUCCCAAGGGCCCCCUGGAGCCGUACAUCCCUUCCGUCAUUACGAUAUCCUCCAUGUCGGGCAUCAUGCGGCAUGCCCAGGGCCACUUCAGCUACAACACUACCAAAGGGGCCGCGGUCCACCUGACGAAGCUUAUGAGCGCGGAGUUUCAGAAGACCCAGAUCAGAGUCAACUCUAUUGCGCCGGGCUAUUUCCCUAGCGAAAUGACUGCUAAGGGCAGCGAUGAGAAACAAAAGAGCUAUGUGCCACCUGAGAAGAUUCAAGAUAAAGGCCACGUUCCGCUGAUGAGGGCUGGGCGCGAGGAGGAGAUGGGGAUGACGGUGUUAUAUCUUGCGAAGAACCAAUAUGUGAAUGGGGAGAUCAUUGCAGUGGACGGUGGAGUUCUAAACGUUGUAGCAGGGCGAUAAAGAGCACAUCCGCCUGCCAAUUCGACUCACUUGCUUCAUAAUAUCUGGGAUGAGUUAUGCGUAGAAACAUGGAAUGGCGCACCGAUAUCAGGGUAAAAUAGUAAAGGGAAUUCGAGUACGAUGCGACAUAAGCGCAAAGGGGGUGGGGGGGUUAUCUCUGGACGUAAAAGGAAGAGUUCAAGAAAUAUAACGAAGGGGAAAAGCAAGACUAUUAAAUAAUUCGUAGUUGCCAGUCCAAAACUUGCUAUGCUAACUGUUCGAUCAUAAUGCAAAGUCUCGGCUUGAUUCAGUAAGUUGCAUCAGUGAGUGUGGAACCUCAACUUCCCAAAU
Daldinia caldariorum is the source of this 1443-nucleotide messenger RNA. RefSeq names its product NAD(P)-binding protein. The record is from RefSeq and is a predicted model, not a curated record. Bases 223 to 1113 code for a protein of 296 amino acids. NCBI's taxonomy places the organism in Eukaryota, Fungi, Ascomycota, Sordariomycetes, Xylariales, Hypoxylaceae. The transcript has 2 exons.